GCGUAGCCGUGGUGUAGCAGACAAUGGAGGAUCCAGGGAGCAGCAAGCUGGAUGCAUACUCGGCAAAAAUUCGACGGACGUACCAGUACUGGUUAGAUCGAUCAGUGAUCUACACCAUGUGGCGAUGGGGGUUGUUCUUGGUAUCGGUGGGCCUGUUCCUCUUGAGGAUAUACCUGAUGAAGGGCUGGUUCAUCGUCACGUACGGGCUGGGGAUCUUUCUCCUCAACAACUUGAUUGGCUUCCUCUCCCCCCAGAUUGAUCCGGAGUCGGAGGGGCCGGGACUUCCGACGUCAGGGUCGGAUGAAUUCAGGCCAUUCAGCCGACGCCUGCCGGAGUUCCAGUUCUGGCUGUCCUCGCAGAAGGGGCUGCUGAUGGCGUUCGCCAUGACGUUUUUUAGCCUUUUCGACAUCCCCGUCUUCUGGCCGAUACUCCUCAUCUACUUCAUGGUCCUCAUGUUCUUGACAAUGAAGCGGCAGGUGAAGCAUAUGAUCAAGCACAAGUACGUUCCGUGGAACUGGGGCAAGGCCACCUACAAAGGGGGCGCCUCUAUUGGGACAGGGGGUGGAAAACCGUUCAAGAACAACAAGUGAUAGCGUAGCAUCGGCGGGACGGGUUUGUUGGUGUGGGGAGAGGUAGAGAGGUGUAUGAAGGUACGCAGCGGUUGCAUGUCCUCGUUACAGGUUCAUCCCAAUGUUGUUCCGAUCACGUUGCAGGGAUCUGGACGGCAUAUUCUAAGAGAUCGACUACCCCGCCGCGGUUGGUUUUGCUGCUGUGUUUCGUUCGACGCGCGUGAAGCGCUCUUCUUGUAUGGGCUGGUUGGCAGAGGUGAUUGUGUUUGGAGGGAGUGGGGUGGCAUCGUGCGUGGCGGUCGCACGUUGCGUGCAGUCUACGCCGUAACCCCUCUCGCCCUCCACGAUGAAGCCGAGUCGGAGCACGGCACUGCCCCGAUGCCCAACAAGAGGGUAAAUUGGGAGUGAGGUGCCCAUGCACAAGCUCCGCGUUUCGGCGUUCUGUUCCUCCGCAAGGCUUGCAGGUCGUUGUUUGUGCACCCCCCCCUCCUCUCUCUGCAACCAUGCAUGUACAAGAAGUUUUUGGACUGACUCGAGUCGCAUGGACUCACAAGGAGGGAAUUCCAUUCCAGCCGUUAGUCAAGGUGGGGUGCUGAAUUGCCGAACACGGGUUGUUUGCCGAACUGACGAGAAAAAUGACAGAGCGGGAUUUCGUAGUUGGUUCCAGGCGCCUCGAGUUGUAUCGCUGUUCAGCAGCACCAAAGAAGCUGGUGAUUGGAUUGCUGACGUUCCAGCGGAAAGGCGGGCACCACCACGGAGAGAUGCAAGAAGAGGCGCCGCUAGCAAGCAUGUUGUCGAGCCCCGGUUGGGUAGACUGAAUUUGAAAGCGUUCCCCCUCUUCAUCUUUGUGGAGUCCUUUCGGGGGCGGAAGCGGCAUCACCGGUUUGUAUAUCACCGCAAUCUUGCCGCUUUCGGAUUGCGUUAUUCGGAUUUUUUCCCGCGGGGAUAGUGAAAGAAACGGCCACCAGGGCAGUUGACACAUGCCGAGGCUGCAAGCGAUACGCCGAAAGCGUUUCAUGGCUUUGUGGGAUUUCGACUGUGGUUGUUGGAAAGGCGAUGCGCUCUAACCUAUUUAUUUGCAGCGGUUUUGAGUCGGGGGUUGCAGCCGCCGUGAAAGCGCUGUGUGCUACUACAAGCAGUGUGUGUCGCUGUGUCUCAGGUGUAGGUCAAAUGUGCCAGUAGGAGCGCCCGUGUUGGGUUUUCAUUUGUUAUACUUGAAUCUAGUCGUCUUGUUUCGUCUCAAUUGCGCUCAUCAUGCGUCGCCUUGGGCGACAAGCAUUUCAGCGUUCGAGCCGCUACAUACCCGGAAGUACACGAUGGUGUCGAGACAUGCUCGGGAUCUGUACGUAUUAGUUUGAUGUCGACCAUCUCCGGGCGGUUCAGGUGCCGGGGGUCAACAAGUCGCACUACUAGGCGAUGGUGUCGGGAAUGUUGCUCGUCACGAGGGACAUCUCUGGUCGGUCCCGUAGAUUGGGAAUGGAUUCGAAAAGUCGUUGUGCUGGCCAGAAGAUUUUCUACCGCCCUACAGGUGUAAGAUGGCCUACUCGAAUUUUUCUAGCUGGUCUGUCUGUUAGAUGCCUUUGAACCGCCGGGACGAUUAGCUCCGAGUCAGAAGACUCGUUCGUGUCGAGUGCUAGGCUGAGGUUCCCCUGUGGACAACAAGCUACACCAUCCAGGCGUCCCCUCCCUCAUAG
Ectocarpus sp. CCAP 1310/34 is the source of this 2263-nucleotide messenger RNA. NCBI's taxonomy places the organism in Eukaryota, Phaeophyceae, Ectocarpales, Ectocarpaceae. The record is from the annotation of a GenBank genome assembly.